Microplitis demolitor is the source of this 1506-nucleotide messenger RNA. RefSeq names its product transcription factor Sp5. The transcript is spliced from 2 exons. Gene Ontology annotation, molecular function: RNA polymerase II cis-regulatory region sequence-specific DNA binding; DNA-binding transcription factor activity, RNA polymerase II-specific. NCBI's taxonomy places the organism in Eukaryota, Metazoa, Arthropoda, Insecta, Hymenoptera, Braconidae. Bases 376 to 1269 code for a protein of 297 amino acids. The record is from RefSeq and is a predicted model, not a curated record. Gene Ontology annotation, biological process: regulation of transcription by RNA polymerase II.
UAGUAAUUAUCUGCAAGCGCCUGUGGCCGCACCACGCGUCUCGACAUCGCAGUGAACUUUUUUUUUAUUCACAUUUUUUCGUUAUUAUUAUUAACAUCGAAAAAGAAAGUUUAUCGUGCCACGUGUGUUUCCAAAACGUUCUUCGGCUACCGUUGAAACUUCCUUACAUUGAAAACUAUUGCGGAUUCAAAUUUCACAAGUGUUUCUGUACAUACAUUUAUUUUUAUUUUUAUAAGUACGUUGUGGGUGUGCAGUUAAACAAUAAUUUUAUUACCAACUUAUACGAUCAAUCAUCAAGUGAAUAAUCAGUCGUCAGGCAUUUUAUCGAGCAAAAGAAGGACUAUUUACACCGAUCAAGAGGAAAAGUGUGAAUUGAUGCCACCGAGCAUGUAUUAUCCACAGAACAUGACGAUGAUGACACCAAUGGCAACAGGAAUGGCAUCUCCGAUGUCAGGUUUCCAUUCAUAUUCAUCGACAAAUUAUGAUCCACAUUAUUAUCAACAUCAGCCGAUUCAAUCAACAUAUCAGUCGGGUCUUUGGAGUUCAGAACCUUACUCGGGUUACAACUCAUUUUCCGAUCAUCCACCGUCGGCAUCAUACAGUAUCCCAGCAACUUCUGCGGCUCCAACAUCAACAUUCUGGCCAGCACAGUCAGAUUAUUCGUCGGUCCAUCAGCCACAAUUGACACCAAUGCAACCGCACCAACCAAUGCCUGUACUCCGACAGUCUCCAAGUUUAUCGGAUGUGUCACAAAAUUCGUACGGACAAUCAAGUCCACAGUACUGGUCAAGUGAAGAUGAUUCAAGACGCAAGAAGAAGUUAAGUCGAUGCCAGUGUCCGAGUUGUAGACCUAACGGCACAGCUAAGCUUGGCAGAGAUGGCAAGAAAUUACACACUUGUCAUUAUCCAGGCUGUGAUAAGGAAUACGGCAAAACAUCCCACUUGAAAGCUCACCAUCGCUGGCACACCGGUGAGCGACCGUUCAAGUGCGAUUGGUACAUGUGUGGUAAAAAUUUCACCCGAAGUGACGAACUUCAACGGCACAUGAGAACGCAUACCGGAGAGAAGCGUUUUGUUUGUAAUCAAUGUGAAAAACGAUUCAUGAGAAGUGAUCAUUUAAAAAAACACAUCAAAACUCAUGAUAAUCAGAAGAAGAAGGCGAAGAAGCAAAACAAGGAAAAUAAAACUUCUGCUGAUCAGGAUGUAAGUCAGUCAAUUAUGAGUGCCACUAUCGUAUCGAAUACUCCUAUUACUCAAUAUUAUUAUUGAUAAAUAUGGUUUAGUAUAGAGAGGUAUUGUGCCUCGUAAUUGACUGAACUGAGGUACUGUAAUACGUUGCCUUGAAUGUAAAUAAUUCUGUAUUUAAAAGCAUUUUAUAUCAAUUUUUAAUAAUGAAAAUAAUGUAUAAAGAAAUUGUAAAUAUAGUAUUAAAUAAUUGAUUAUUUUUAACAAUACCAUCUUUAAUUGUUAAUUGAAGGAUAUUUUUUUUAAAUAAAUAAAAAUUUA